UCUUGUCUCAAGUCUUGUUGUCUCCAGUCUUGUUGUCUCAAGUCUUGUUGUCUUCAGUCUUGUUGUCUUCAGUCUUGUUGUCUCAAGUCUUGUUGUCUUCAGUCUUGUUGUCUUCAGUCUUGUUGUCUUCAGUCUUGUCUCAAAUCCUGUUGUCUUGAGACUUGUGUUCUUGAGUCUUGUCUCCAGUCUUGUUGUCUCAAGUCUUGUUGUCUCAAGUCUUGUUGUCUUCAGUCUUGUUGUCUUCAGUCUUGUUGUCUUCAGUCUUGUUGUCUCAAGUCUUGUCUUAAGUCUUGUUGUUCUUGUUGUCUUCAGUCUUGUUGUCUUCAGUCUUGUUGUCUCCAGUCUUGUUGUCUUCAGUCUU
Austrofundulus limnaeus is the source of this 361-nucleotide messenger RNA. RefSeq names its product keratin-associated protein 4-3-like. The annotation marks the transcript as partial. Lineage: Eukaryota; Metazoa; Chordata; Actinopteri; Cyprinodontiformes; Rivulidae. The transcript is spliced from 2 exons. The record is from RefSeq and is a predicted model, not a curated record.